Molecule: messenger RNA, 3359 nt
Organism: Xylona heveae TC161
Lineage: Eukaryota; Fungi; Ascomycota; Xylonomycetes; Xylonales; Xylonaceae
Product: root hair defective 3 GTP-binding protein
Exons: 5
Coding region: 468-3128 (886 amino acids)
Biological process (GO): endoplasmic reticulum membrane fusion
Cellular component (GO): endoplasmic reticulum
Molecular function (GO): GTP binding; GTPase activity
Source: RefSeq, a predicted model, not a curated record
CAGAUAUGUGCAGAUUUUCUUGUAAUUUUGUUACUGACCAAAAUCUUGAUAUCUGAUCAAUAUCCGAUUUUAUAGCUGAAGAGGAGCAGGAAUCGAAUCAUUCUGUGGGGAAGUGGAGCUUCAGUAGCGCAGGCUGGCCCACCAACCAAAGAUACUGGAAAGUACCUCUGUAUACUUCCUUAUCUAUUUAUUAAUGAGGGAGAUCAGGUAUUGUUGGGUUCUCUAAGGUCUCCACAGUGCGUCCUUGUUGACGUUCCCCCAAGCUCUCCUGUCACCUCUCUAAGGAAUCCCCAAAGUCUCCAGAUCGACAGCGUCUCCCAUCUUAUCCUUCACAUCCAGUCCAGUGCAGACCUGAUCCCUGCCAAUAUUGUUUUCAUGGCAUACAUUUCAAGUAUCAUAUAACAGAAUCUUCUUCUUUCGAGUUUGGACCGAGCACCUAUACAUUAUUUGCCUAGGCGCGAUCAAUCAUGGCCUCUCCCCAACCUAAUGGCAAUAACCAUCGUCCGUCGGUCUCGAAUCGCUUCCCUACAGCACCUUCCGUCAUGACGGCAAAUGGGCAUUUUGCCUCGACCGGCGAUAGCCCGGGGAGCGAGAAAUAUGAGCACGGCAUACAGGUGGUAGAUGAGGAUAAGGUCUUUAACCCCAAUCUCAUGAGCUACCUUUCUAUCCAAAAGGUCCUUCCUGCAGGAUUCAAUUACCACUUGAUAUCCGUCUUUGGCUCCCAGUCAACCGGCAAAUCGACGCUUUUGAACCACCUUUUCGGUACCGAAUUCAAUGUCAUGUCUGAAAUGGAACGGCGGCAGACCACCAAAGGAAUCUGGAUGGCUAAAAAUCGGAAAGAACACGCAGAUGAUCAAGCGCGUCGCAUGGCCGAGAAUAUUCUUGUCAUGGAUGUUGAGGGCACUGAUGGCAGAGAGCGCGGAGAGGACCAGGACUUUGAGCGCAAGAGUGCAUUAUUCGCACUUGCAACGAGUGAGGUGUUGAUCGUCAAUAUUUGGGAGCACCAGGUCGGGCUGUACCAAGGAGCGAACAUGGGUCUUUUGAAAACGGUGUUUGAGGUGAACCUGCAGCUUUUCCUAAAAGACAAGACCUCCUCGCCUCGAUCGCUCCUCUUUUUUGUCAUUAGAGACCAUAUCGGGACAACACCAUUGGCAAAUCUACAGGCAACCCUAGUCCAGGACUUGCAGCGCAUCUGGUCUUCGAUCUCCAAGCCCUCAGGCCUCGAGCAAUCCAAGAUUGAAGACUACUUCGAUUUCGCUUUCGCUGCGUUACCCCACAAGAUCCUUCAACCGGAGAAAUUUGUUGACGAGGUAACGAAACUGGGUGCGCGAUUCCGGGAAGGCUACAGAGACCCAAAGAAGGCGGCAUUUCACGACCAAGAGAUUGAUGGUGGGAUCUUCCUACCCGAGUAUCACCGUCGGAUCCCUGCUGAUGGGUUUCCCGUCUACGCCGAGGGCAUUUGGGACCAAAUCGUGAACAACAAAGACUUGGAUUUACCAACUCAGCAAGAGCUGCUUGCACAGUUUCGAUGCGACGAAAUUUCCCGUGAGGUCAUGGUUGCAUUCGACGUCUCAAUUACGCCAUUCGAAACAAAACAAGCCGAUGCGGCACGACUUGGGAAGCAGGAAGCAUUAGUGGGCUUGGGUGAUGCUAUGCGGUCAUCGAGGAUGACGGCAAUCAAGGACUUUGAGACUGAAGCCAGCCGAUACCACAAGGGUGUUUACUCGCUCAAGCGCUCCGAGUUACUAGAAAAGAUUGACACCCGACUAAAGCUUCUUUUCCAUGGCCAUCUUAACGCGUUGCAUAAAGCCGGGGUAGACUCUUUCAGCACAGCAGUCACUAUGUCCGUGAAGAAUGGCCAAAAGAAAGGGACAAAUUAUGACUUUGCUCAGAUUGUGGAGCAAGAGAAGACGGCCGCGCUCAAGGCGUACGAAAAGCAAGCACAAAGCGUUUUGGUAGAAGGCGCAGCCUGGAGCGAGUAUUCUGCCGAAUUAAGUCUUUUCCGAAAGGAGCUGGAUGAUGUGAGCACGCGCCUUCGCAGAGAGGAGAUGCGCCGUCUCGCAGCUCGCGUUGAGAGAUGGGUCAAAUCACGGCUUGCAGAGUCUGUGGGUCUUGAAUUUAACAAAUUAGGAUCUGGCCGUGGAGGUUCUGGCGCUCCAGAAUCUGGAGAAAAGCCAUCUGAGCAGGAUCUCUGGGAUCGCAUCUGGAACGUCUUUACGAGCACUGUUGGCGACGCUGAGACGCGGUUUACCGAACGCGCGGCAAGCUUUGACGCCAGCCCGGAGGAAGUUGAGGUUGGACUCUGGCGGUUGCGGAGAAAAUCAUGGGGAGUGCUGCGUGCAAAGAUUGAUGAAGAAGUCAUGGAGGGGAAUAUUCUUCUAAAGUUGCGUGAGAAUUUUGAGGACAAAUUCCGAUACGACGAAGCGGGAGUGCCUCGCAUCUGGCGACCCACAGAUGACAUUGAGGGCAUCUAUACGAAAGCCCGAGAAUCUACUCUGACGCUCAUUCCACUACUCUCACGAUUCCGUCUUUCCAGCACAUCUGCUCCACCACCAAUCGACGCCUGGAUUGGUAAUGCCCCUGCAUCCGUUACUCCUGCCGAUGAAGAGGACUUGACGCCCAUAGGAGGCGUCGACGAGGAUGAAGGAAAGAGCCUCGAGGAAGAAAUGACAGUCUUGGGCGACGCCAAGAGGCAAGAUCUCAGCGUGCGAUUCAAAAAGAUGGCUGAUGGAGUCUACGUUGAGGCAAAGCGUGGAGCCAUUGGCGGUAUCACGCAGGUGCCCCUAUACUUUUACGGUCUCCUUUUGGCAUUAGGAUGGAAUGAGAUUUGGGCCGUGCUCCGCAAUCCCAUAUAUUUUAUCUUUUUGAUCUUUAUCGGCAUUGGCGCCUACGUAACCUACACGCUGAACCUCUGGGGGCCUAUUCUCCAGAUGACUAAUGCCGCGUCGCAGCAAGCCUUGGAGCUAGGCAAAGACCGAUUACGUGAAUUUUUGGAGUCGUCUGAUACGGGGCGACAAGCAAUGGCCAUGUCGGGCCGGAAAGACGCCGAGUCAAUCGGAAUGGACGAUUUGGACCGCGAUGGCAAGAACCCGUCACAAGAAGCCGCAGAUGAGGAUGAUGACAUCUAAAAUAGUACCUCUUUUUGUACGAAUGUAAUUUAAAUCAACAUCUGUCUUUGAUCAGAUAUGAGUAGGACAUUUGGAAGAUCAGUCUUGUUCAUUUCGUCCUGUUUCAAUGUUUCAUAUAGAAACUGUUGUUUCUUUUGGAUUCGCUUUCUAGUCUCCUCUUGCCAUAUUAGCUCGAGAUCGGAAUGUAUUAACUUCCAUGGACAUAUCUCUCCUGGAUUCCAAUUGGCCACU